UUUUCCAGAGAAGUGUUGCUGUCCUGCUUUCCUGUUACUAAACGAAGUCUUCAGCUACUGGAAUCCGAUAAGAUGUCAUGAUCGUUGUGCCCUUCUCCAUUCACGACCUCUGCUAUGGUGAAGAAAGAUUUCUUUCUCCGCACUUUGUUCGUGAGAGGAUCGAACAUUUCAAAUGUCUGUUUCGGGAAUGCCUUGGGGAAGUCAUUGCUUUGCAUAUGCAGCGUUCAUCAGAGCUGGUGUGUGCGGUUGCAGCGCUUGUCGAGCUACACACGCCUUUUACAAUAAUUAACUCGAGAGAUGGUCCUCUUCUAUAUGGAGCUCAAUGGCUCUAUGAUGAAAAGCAGCUCUACAAGAUCUCUUCCCUUGAAAAUAAAACAUCAGAAUCUGAUGACGGAAGAUGUGAAGAUCUUUGCUUCACUAUCAGGACUUCUGGAACUACGGGAGAAGCAAAAUUAGUUGCUGUACCAUUUUCCUGUAUAGAGCCGAACGUAGAUGACUUCAGGGAAAGAUUCCAUAUAACAUCCCAAGAUGUAAUACUAUGUGCUACGUCAUUUUGCUUCGACCCAUCCAUCAUCGAGCUGUUUUUGCCAUUUACAACUGGGGCUGAUCUUCUGCUCGUACCGGAUCAUGUUCGUUCACAACCACAUCUAUUUUCAAGUGUUCUACGGCGGUACAAGCCUACCAUUGUCCAGUUAACGCCUUCUGUGUUAUCGCUUUUGGAUGAGAACACACUUGCAUGGAUUUUUGGAAGUUCCUCGCCUAUUCGAUGUCUUCUUCUUGGAGGGGAGAAGUUUCCCUCGAAGUUGGUCAAGCGUUUCCGAUCGCCUUCCAAUCUAACAAAGGUCUUCAAUGUUUAUGGUGUGACGGAAGUUUCUUGUUGGGCUAGUAUUGCAGAAAUUCCUCACAGCUUUAACAAUGUGACAAUCGGGUCUCCUUUGAAGUCCACCACAUUUACUCUCACCGAAGAAAACGAACUUUUGCUAGGCGGAUCACGACGGUGUUGCGUGAAUGGUAUGUGGAACGUGGGUUUCACGGCUACUGGAGACAUAGUGCAGAUGGUGAACGGUGGGCUUGAUAUAGUUGGGAGGACAGAUGAGCAAGUGAAACUCAACGGAGUUCGUUGUAAUCUAUCUGCCAUAUCGGAAUCGGUCCAGUCACUUAGUCAUGUCACAUUCGCUCGCGCUAGCAUUUACAAGGAAAAGUUUUUGGUCCUUUUUGUCAAAGCCGAUGUUCCCAUAGAAGAUGCUCUGAGAGUCCUUAUUCCGGCUGGACUUUUUCCGUCAAAGAUCGUCUACCUGGAUAUAGUGCCCGUCAAUCGAAAUGGCAAAGUAGACUGCUCAAAGCUGUUGGAAAUUUUGGAGGAACAAUGUUCCAAAGCUAUGAAAACUAGCACUUCCCUUUUAGCUUUUCUGAGUAAAUUUGGUAUCAAGGUUGAUAGUGAUCUCUCGAAUCACUCGUUCACUGAUUAUGGAACGCUGAUGCGUUGCAUGACAUCUUAA
Cylicocyclus nassatus is the source of this 1499-nucleotide messenger RNA. NCBI's taxonomy places the organism in Eukaryota, Metazoa, Nematoda, Chromadorea, Rhabditida, Strongylidae. The record is from the annotation of a GenBank genome assembly.